This is a messenger RNA of Episyrphus balteatus (marmalade hoverfly), 790 nucleotides long. RefSeq names its product augmin complex subunit msd5 (gene msd5). Bases 39 to 773 code for a protein of 244 amino acids. NCBI's taxonomy places the organism in Eukaryota, Metazoa, Arthropoda, Insecta, Diptera, Syrphidae. The record is from RefSeq and is a predicted model, not a curated record. The transcript has a single exon.
UUUCAAAUAAAAUUUUAACUUAUUUAAUAAAAAAAAAAAUGGAAAACUCAUCAAAAAAUAUUAAUUUCGAUGAAGUCGCCAAAGUUAUUACCUUAAAUUUCGAAGAGCAUACAAAAGUCAUACAUAAAUGUUGUGUUAAAUCAUCAAUCAUUCCCCUGGCCGACUACUAUGAUGCUCUACAAAAAGAAUACAAAACUAUCGAAAGUUGUACAACUCCUCGAAAAGAUAAACCUGAUCCGUUAGAGUAUAUAGAUUUAUUCAAGGCAUUCGAUGAAUAUCCCACAAAUCUACCCAAACCGAAGAAACAAACAGCUCGAGAAAAUGCUCGUCUCCAUUCGACAAUGAAAUCAUCCAAAACCAAUUCUUCUUCGGUUUCCAUUAAUUCGUCCAAAUUGGUCGAUGAUCAACCAUCGGCAGCUGUCAUUUGUAAAGAAUUUUCAAAAUUCUCUGAAAAGCUGGCCAAUUUUAAAAAGGAAUUAGCUGAACAAUCUUGUUCAAAGGAAUACAAUGAGAAGCUAGAGAAUAUAAACACGUUUGCUAGAGAAUUGGAUAAACUAUCGCUCUCAGAAGAGACUGGAAAUGAUGCCUUCACAGAAGAAGAAGAGGCAAAAAUUAAACAAAUUUCAAAGAACAUGGAACACUUUGCAUUUAUUCAAGAAAAUCAAGAUCUUUAUAGUAAUUCAACUCCGACCGAGGCAAGUCCCGGAAGAUUGAAUGAUUUGGUUGACAUUGUCACCGAUGCCCUGGUGGCAGUUAAUUGUUAUAAACCUUAAUAAAUAAAUAUUUAAAU